Jaminaea rosea is the source of this 528-nucleotide messenger RNA. RefSeq lists its product as hypothetical. The record is from RefSeq and is a predicted model, not a curated record. NCBI's taxonomy places the organism in Eukaryota, Fungi, Basidiomycota, Exobasidiomycetes, Microstromatales. The transcript has 2 exons. The coding region runs from base 105 to 425 and encodes 106 amino acids.
AGCUCUGACAUCGUUGACUCUGCGUCCCUCUCACCACCACUUACGACUCAAACCGACAUACAGCUCCUUCAAAAUGACGAACAAUCUUCGAAAGCGCAAGGCAGAUGCUAUUGCCCCCAUCGCCGCCGAAGCCCGCGAGAAGAGGAAGAAGCCAACACCAUCGAUCAUCGAGGGAGAAGUUGAGCUCGAGGAGGAGUCGUACUCUGGGAGUGAGUGCGAAGUGGACGACGAUCUCAUUGGCAGCGGGGACUGCCCAUGGGAUACCAACUAUGACGACAACGACGAGCAGCACCACGAAGCAGGAGACGAGGCAUCGCACAGCACGACACACCAGGGAAGGCAGGGCCAAUCGCUCAAGAGGGACCGCAGCUUCACCGACCGGCAGCGUUCAAAAGCGGCUCUCUUGGCAUUGGAGAGGUCCUUGACGGAAAUCCCUGGCAGUCGUACCCGUCGGGCGCCACUCAGCGGCGCAGGGCGAGAUCAUGAGGAGAUUCUGGACGGCUGUCCGCUCGGGGGAGGCUCGCAGCU